Molecule: messenger RNA, 1953 nt
Organism: Cynoglossus semilaevis (tongue sole)
Lineage: Eukaryota; Metazoa; Chordata; Actinopteri; Pleuronectiformes; Cynoglossidae
Gene: gdf2
Product: growth differentiation factor 2
Biological process (GO): BMP signaling pathway
Cellular component (GO): extracellular region
Molecular function (GO): cytokine activity; growth factor activity
Source: RefSeq, marked provisional
GGGAGCAUGGGAGCGGACAUCAGGACUGCUGUGUCUGUACGAGGAAACUCCAUUUCCAAACCUUGCCACCGCAAAGUCUGUUUUCACACUGAGAAGAAGGUCAAGUUCUGGCCAUUUUGGAAUCUCAAAUAGGAUCGAACUCGAGAUGCUGAGCUCCAGAGCGUUUCUGUUGCAGGUGUGUUUGAGUCUGGCCGUGUACAGCGGGUCCAGCACCUGUAAACCUCUCAGUAAUGACGUGGAAAGUCAGGACCCCGAGGGAUUAGACAUUCAGCUGUCAGACGAUGAUCUACUGGAGAAGGAAGACGUGGACAUGAGGAUGGAGAACCUCCUUGGGAACAUGAAGGAGGGCUUUUUGAAAAAACUCAACCUGUCAGAUGUUCCUCAGGAGCACAGCAAGAUGUCUCCUCCUCAGUUCAUGAUGGAACUUUACAACAAGUAUGCUGCAGACCGCUCCACCAGCCCUCAGUCGGAUGUCAUAAGAAGCUUCUCUGUUCAAGAUUUCACCAUCUCUUUAAUCAAUGGCACAAAGACAAAGCACAGGCUGCAGUUCAACGUCACCAUCCCCAGUCAUGAGAAGAUUGUCACAUCUGAACUCCAGCUCUUCUUUUUCCCAGACAACACGUCAAUAACCUCCUCAAAGUCAAUAGUCAAAGUCUACGAGGUGGGUCACAAUUUGACUUCUACGACCCUACUCGAGGGCAAAGAGGUGACCAGUUCUCAUGGUGUGUGGGCCUCAUUUGACGUGACUGCAGCAGUCGAGGGCUGGUCGAGGUCAGGCUGCGGUGCAACUGUUUUAGACGUCGUGGUGGACAGGAAGGAUUGUGUAGCUCCUCCAGGUGGAGAUGAAGCAGCAGGAUGUUUGAAUGUGAGCCUGUCGGUUGGAGGAAACACCUCAGCAGCUGUGAUUGUGUUCUCAGAUGACCUGAGCAGCAGGAGGCAGGAGAACAAGAAAGAGCUCAGGGAGAUGAUCCACCGUGAGGAAGAAGCCAUCCUGCACUCAGGCGCUGACUGGAACAGAGGGGGAGAUCUGCCAAACGAAAUCCUGGAAGCUCAACAUCCACGGAGAACCAAAAGAAAGGCCAGUGGGAGGGAGUACUGCCGGCGGACCUCACUCAAAGUCAACUUCAAGGACAUUGGCUGGGACAGUUGGAUUGUAGCUCCUCCAGAAUAUGACGCCUAUGAAUGGCGAGGUCUUUGUUACCACCCGCUGACGGAUGAGUCCACCCCAUCUAAACACGCCCUCAUCCAGACUCUGAUCAACAUCAGGGACCCCGGGAAAGCCAACAUGGCUUGUUGUGUCCCAAUUAAACUGGACCCCAUCACGGUCAUGUAUCAAGAGAAUGGACGUCUCACUAUAAGAUAUCUGUACGAGGAGAUGAAGGUGGCAGAGUGCGGGUGCAGGUAGUUGGAGGGUUGGUUGGAGUAAAUAGUAUAAGUAUAAAAAGAAAUAAAAUAAAGUGAAACGUUAAAGAGAUACAUACAAAAUAUUUUCUAAUUUGUACUUUAAGUUGGUCGAUCUUUGGUAUCCAUGCAUGGAUACACAUUAGAUACUGACACAUGCCAUGCAGACCUUAUUAACAAUUAGCACUAGAAAUUAGCAAGAAGAAUGAUGUGCAUAAAUGGUGUCAUAGGAAUUUAGAUAUUUAUGUUACUGUUAGGCUUGAAGAAAGACAUUGAGACACCAGAGACACCAAAAAACAACAAAUGUGCACUUCCUGUUAGAGGCAGAAGUAAAUCAGUCACAGUUUCCAAAUAGAACAUUUGUUUAAAAAACUACUGCAGACCAAAGCUGACAGUUUAGUAAAGGUCAAAUUUGUUUUUAUGGUGUUUCUACUCAUACUCUACUAAAAACUAGCAAAAUGUUGCAAUGGUAAAUAAAGUUGGCAUUUUUACAUUUUAUGCAGUAUUUACGAUAAUAAAUCUGUACUUGUAUGUCAAGUACAUAAUAAGCGU